Molecule: messenger RNA, 1035 nt
Organism: Anopheles maculipalpis
Lineage: Eukaryota; Metazoa; Arthropoda; Insecta; Diptera; Culicidae
Product: fibrinogen-like protein A
Exons: 1
Coding region: 1-1035 (344 amino acids)
Source: RefSeq, a predicted model, not a curated record
AUGAGUGUUUGCGGAGUUGUCGUGCUCAAUCUGUGUUUGCUGUACACGUCAACACUAGUCGAUGGUGUUGCGAAUUCGUCCAACAUCGGGUAUGGCUACGAGAUGCUGUCGACGAAGCUGGAACAUCUCCAGUACAAGCUGAUCGAGAUGGAUUUCGCGAUGAAGGAGAAUCGAGAAUCAAUCGACCAAAAACUUUCAACCCAGGCGACCAAUGCCGAUGGAUUGUUGUGGGCAUUGGAUCAGCUCCGGCAGACGUUAAGUCACAAUCUAACGGCUUUGCUAACUCAAUCAAGUAAGAUACUUUCGCAACAGGCGGCUUGUGCCAGCCACGAGCAGAUGAGAAAGGAUAUUCAAAUGAUAGCGACCAAGGAAGCUCGAAAUCAAUGCUCGAUUUCGAAGGACGCAUAUCGAUCGUGCAAGGCAGAACCGUCGAAACAAACGGGUAAAUACUUCAUUCAACCAACGCCCAACGACGAACCCUUCAUGGUGUACUGCGAGCAGGCCCGGUUCGGUGGUGGUUGGAUUGUGAUUCAGCGACGGUUUGACGGGUCGUUGGACUUCUAUCGUAACUGGACCGAAUAUCGUGAAGGGUUCGGAAGCAUCGAUCGUGAGUUUUGGAUCGGGCUGGAGCACUUGCAUCGAAUUACGUCAGAACGGCCACACGAGCUAAUGGUUGAGUUGGAAGAUUUUGCCGGCAAUUAUGUAUACGCACGAUACAAGGAGUUUGAGAUUGGUAGCGAGGAGGAGGCGUACGCGUUGAAGAAGAUAAGCGGGUACUCUGGCACGGCUGAGAACUCAUUGACGUACCACAAGAAUAUGAAGUUUUCGACGUUCGAUCGGGACAAUGAUCACCUUCCUGAUGCAAGCUGUGCGGUGAAAAGUAAAGGUGCCUGGUGGUACAAUCAGUGUUACUAUGCCAAUUUGAAUGCUCAGUACAAGGAGGGCGUUGAUUCUGAGCUGAUCGUCUGGUACCACUAUCGGAUGAGCAAUUUAGGGAUGGCGUACACCAGAAUGAUGGUUCGUGAAUCGAGUUAA